AUGCCCCAAGAUUUAUCCUCGAUCGACCGGGAAAUCCCUUCACACCUGUCUGAAGUAACGAACGACAGCACUAGGACUGAGCGUGGCUCACCUGUGCCUGAUCUACCAGAUGUCCCCGAGCCUAAUGACGCUCCUGCAGAUACCCAGGGUUACCAAUCCAACAUUGACCAGGAUCUACUCGGAUUCGGAGCUCAGUUUGACGAUAAGAAAUAA
This is a messenger RNA of Daldinia caldariorum, 213 nucleotides long. RefSeq lists its product as uncharacterized. Lineage: Eukaryota; Fungi; Ascomycota; Sordariomycetes; Xylariales; Hypoxylaceae. The record is from RefSeq and is a predicted model, not a curated record. The transcript has 2 exons. The coding region runs from base 1 to 213 and encodes 70 amino acids.